AUGGAGAACGUCUCUUCCUCGCUGGAAAAUCUACCAAAGCAUAGUGACCAAAAUUUCAGUGUGUCGGAUUACGGAUACAUCGUUAUCACAGCACUACUGACGCCUUCCGUCCUCUCUUUUAGCACUCUGGUUAUCGGAGUUAUACGGAAAUUCAAACGACUUCAGACGCCUACCAACUUCUUCAUUGCAUCGCUGGCUUCUGCAGACAUUUUGGUGGCCCUGAUGAUUCCAAUUUUUACCACCUCUUUACUUCUGCCGGCGAAUUUAUACCACGAACUCGUUUGCUCGAUCCCAAAUCGUUUGCUGAUCUUGUCUUGUGGUGCGUCGAUCCUCUCUUUAGCAGCAGUGGCGUUUGAUCGCUACAUUGCUUUGACGAAUUCUCUAGAAUACGUUCAGAUCAUGACAAAGAGGAAGACUUAUAGUCUUAUAGUGUCUGCUUGGAUCUAUUCAGCUUUGAUUGUAUCUAUUCCAAUGUCAUUUACAAAAGACCAUUCCGUUGGAAACCCGCGAAAGAAUUGCGGGUUUGGACAUAUCCACCCGCGUGGUCAUUUGCUCUUUGCAAGUAUGUUGUUUUUCCCGGCGUGUGUGCUCAUAUUUUUCUGUUACUAUAAAAUAUUUACAAUUGCUAAACAUCAAAGUAGAGCUAUUUAUGACCAAGAACAGUCCAUAGCAAACGCAAUCCAUAUGAGAUAUGUGAACCGAGACUGUAAAUACGCAAAGACGCUGGCUGUUCUAAUACUGGUUUUCAUCGUUUUCUGGUUCCCAUUUCAGUUCACCCUUCUUCUGAUCGCUCUUACGGAUAUUCAGGUUUGUGAUGAAGUUUUAAAUUAUCUUCUGUACCUUGCAGCAUUCAAUAGCGUGAUGAAUCCAUGGCUUUAUGCCUACAAGAACACUCAUAUUCGGUCUGCCUUCAGGAAAAUUUCUUCCACAGUGACGUCUGCAUUCAAGCAGACGACCCGCCAUUUGUCCACAACCACCCCAAACGAACCCUCGUUGUCGUCUGAUUACAAACUCAACCAGACAGACAGCAGAAUGGAACAGGUGGACAUCAUGCAACAGCUCGAGCUCAACUCGGACAUGUUUGCAGACGACUGUUGGGCGUACGAACCUAAGAAAAUGUCUGUACAUUCGGUAGGCUCUACCAUAACCCAUAAUGGACGUAAAAUAGUGGUCCCCAGUCUGGUUAUAGAGGAUAUGGAGGGGAGUUCUGACCUAAAUUUGCCGAAAAUUGAAUCGGCAUCGUCCAUGCAGGACCAACCUACCGAUUUAAUGAUUCAUAUGUAA
Molecule: messenger RNA, 1284 nt
Organism: Saccostrea echinata
Lineage: Eukaryota; Metazoa; Mollusca; Bivalvia; Ostreida; Ostreidae
Product: alpha-2A adrenergic receptor-like
Exons: 1
Coding region: 1-1284 (427 amino acids)
Biological process (GO): adenylate cyclase-activating adrenergic receptor signaling pathway; regulation of metabolic process
Cellular component (GO): membrane
Molecular function (GO): phosphatidylcholine binding; G protein-coupled receptor activity
Source: RefSeq, a predicted model, not a curated record